AUGCCUGGCCAGGUCACCCACUGCAUGUACUACAAGUUUGGGGAUGGUGUCGUGUGUCACGGAAGUGAGCCACCCAUCCCCCGCGGUCCUGCGAACAGAUCUGUCAUACCCACAUCUUCGAUCCCUGUUGUUGACGACUGUGCCGCUCUGAACCCAGCCAGAGGACGGACUAUUCGACAGACGCUAGCAGAUGAUACUAUGAAGGACUUCAUAUGGGGACGAACCGAGGACGUGACCCGAUGCCUCAAUAAUCUCACCAUCACCAACUUCGAUGCCCUCUUCACUCUCCACAACCUCAAGUACGGCCUGGCUGAGACCUACGCCUUUACUGACAUCGCUAAUGGCUUGGACGACUCUGUGGAGGUCGACACCUGCAACCUCAAGCUGCAUUCUCUUGACGUUGACAUCGACAGUUUCAUUGAUGACAGGAUAAGUGAGUAUGCCGCCGCGCGAGAGCAUCCCAGCGGCCCCUUCUCCCUUUGCUCUACAGCGGACUUCUACUUCGUGCUUCCAAUUCGCUUCGAGUCGUAUAUGCGUGACGGAGCCCAGGUCGUAAAUCUCGGCUUCCCGAAUCUCAACGAAAUAUACUACCCCGGCGUCUAUGGCAAGCCUGUUACUGCCCUCAUAGAUAUCGUUCACGGUGAUGAACACUUCAUCAGAGGAUAG
Messenger RNA from Perkinsus marinus ATCC 50983, 666 nucleotides. RefSeq lists its product as hypothetical. The transcript is spliced from 3 exons. The record is from RefSeq and is a predicted model, not a curated record. NCBI's taxonomy places the organism in Eukaryota, Perkinsozoa, Perkinsida, Perkinsidae. The coding region runs from base 1 to 666 and encodes 221 amino acids.